This is a messenger RNA of Linepithema humile (Argentine ant), 1925 nucleotides long. Its product is annotated as DGAT1/2-independent enzyme synthesizing storage lipids. NCBI's taxonomy places the organism in Eukaryota, Metazoa, Arthropoda, Insecta, Hymenoptera, Formicidae. The record is from RefSeq and is a predicted model, not a curated record. Gene Ontology annotation, molecular function: acyltransferase activity.
UUCAAACAACAGUCAUGAUAUACGGAUUCUAGAUUUAUGAUUUUCUAUUAUAUACACAGAGUUUACGAAAAAAGAGAAAUGUAAAUUGGUUAUCAUGUAUUAUUUCUUAAUAUUCUGUUUGUUGUAAGAACUGUUUGUUGUAAGAAUUGUUUAAUAUUAACUGAUGACAGAUAUAAGUUAAUUAUCCGCUAAUUAUCUAGCGUGAUCGCGAACAAUAGCGAUGUUCUUGCAUUAUGUGCAUAAAAAAGGAUUUUAAGAAACUAUUCCUUUUUUAAAUUAUCUUACAAAAACUGUCGAUUCAGAUAGGAGUACGUUUAUAGAAUAUCGCUAUCACAUUUACUAUCGUAUCUGGAUCGUGCUAUCUAGAUUUCUGUGGUUAAAGAUGCUUCUACAGUUAAAGUAGUAUAUGCUCUAACUGUACUGUAUAUUGAUAUUUAUUGACAGCCGCUGACAGUUGAGUGCCAAACUUUUGAGUUAUUGAAUGACUCGAAGAUUCUAAUUGAUGCUGAGUAAUUUCCUUGACCCUAUGCUAAUAUGAAGUAAAGAUUUUAAUUACCCAGUAACGGCAGAUGGUGAUUACUUAAAAAAAAAAAAAAUGAAGUUGGAAUUACAAUGAAUAAUAAUUAUGCUGAAUACGUAUAAAUAACACAUCACUGUCUGAGUUAGCAACAGUGAAAUAUGCAGGUGCUUCCCAUGAAGAUGUUUGACUUUGGAUUGUUUAAUUAGUUAAUUUGUCCUAUACUUUUUUUUAUAUUAAUCUCAACAUGUUUUCUAUUGUAUACAACAUCUGGCCAAUGCUAGAGGAUAUUAUAGUUGAAUAUACCGAUGUGGACUUUACAUGGUUGUCAUGGCUCUUAAUGCCACUUAUUGUAACAUUUUUACUCCCGCUUGUGAUUGUGCUGCUGUUCUAUUUAACUUCUUUAAUAUUAUAUGUCUACAAGUUACACAGAGUUAGAUUAAGAACCGCUUAUGGUACUGCAUGGCGAGAUGCUGCACGAUAUACAACUGCAGCUAUCUGGGAUGCACACGGUUGGAUCUGGCAUGGAUAUGAAAUUGUAGGCUUAGAGAAUAUUCCGCAGGACAAACCAGUUUUGUUUAUAUAUUACCAUGGAGCUAUUCCAAUUGAUAUAUAUUAUUUUAUGUCUAAAGUAUUUCUAUUUAAUUCAAAACUAAUCCACACAGUAGCUGAUCGAUUCCUCUUUAAUGUCCCUGGAUGGUCCAUAAUCCUCGAUGUUUUGAAAGUAAUACCUGGUACAAUUCAAACAUGUUCUGCUGUAUUAAAAGAAGGAAAUAUGCUUGCUAUUUCACCGGGCGGCGUAUACGAAGCUCAAUUUGGGAAUUCUUACUACAAACUAAUGUGGAAGAAAAGAAUGGGUUUUGCAAAAGUUGCUCUGGAUGCCAAAGUGAGUAUAAUUCCCAUAUUUACAAAAAAUAUCAGAGAAGCAUUUAGAACGAUAAGUUGGGGAAGAAGGAUAUGGUUGAAGAUUUAUUCCUGGACAAAGGUUCCUUUUGUACCCAUUUAUGGAGGAUUUCCAGUAAAAUUGAUAACAUAUGUGGGUAAGCCAAUUCCAUAUGAUGGAAAUCUGACACCUGAAGAAUUGCAGAUAAAGGUUGCUGAUGCUCUUAAAAAUUUAAUAAACGAACAUCAAAGAAUACCUGGUAACAUAACAUGGGCAUUAAUAGAAAGAAUGUAUAAGACAAGAAGUUAGAAAAAUUAGUGAUAACCUUUUUAUCGUACUUAACAAUUAAUGCAAUUAUAUUAAAAUAUACGUUAGAAAUUAUUUUAGUCCAAAUUGAUUGGACUUAUUUUAGGUGUUACGAAAAGAAGAAUAUAGUAAAAAUGUUCUAUUUAAUAUAGAUUUUUUAAUAUUUAUAUUAUUUUUAUAAAUUUAUUUUAUAUUUGUACUUAAAUGUGGUUGGUUUUA